Molecule: messenger RNA, 594 nt
Organism: Linnemannia hyalina
Lineage: Eukaryota; Fungi; Mortierellomycota; Mortierellomycetes; Mortierellales; Mortierellaceae
Source: the annotation of a GenBank genome assembly
AUGGCACCUCUCUUUGGCACAUUAUGGGCGACCAUCGGCCCGAUGAUCAAAGCCAUGAACGAGGAACGAGUCGUUGCCCUCCUGGAAGGUCGUGUCAGAGGUGGCUGUGUCCAGGAUGAGGUCGUUCUCACACCCAUCCAUGGAACCGUGCUUGAGAUUGGUGCAGGAAGCGGUAUGUGGGUAGACGUCUUGGCCCGCUUCACCAGCAACGUCGGUGCCGCGGGUGAGCUUCACAACAGAAAGAAAACUGACCGUGGUAUCACCAAGAUCUAUGGUGUUGAACCAAAUCCCAUCUCGGCCAAGGCUUUACAGAAGCGUGUUAACGAGGUUGGUCUGCAGGAUAUUUACCAAGUCGUUCCUGUCGGCAUCGAAUACGUUAACGAUCCGUCUGCCUGGGACAGCGAGAUCAAACCUGGCAGCAUCGAUUGCAUUUUUGGUAUUCUAUGCCUGUGCAGUAUCCCCGAGCCUGAGAAGAACAUCAAUCUGCUGUACAAACUCCUCAAGCCAGGCGGCUACUGGUUCGUGAACGAGCACGUCAAGGUCAUGCAUGGAGGCCCACUACUUCGCUUCUACCAAUGUAGGUGUUUAUCUUGA